UUGCAAGUGGGGUCUCGCGGGAUCAAAUGCAGAGGUUUCAUUUUUCAGGUCAUCAACUCACCACAGCCUGUCAUAGUCGAUUUCCACGCAGACUGGUGCGGUCCAUGCAGGACGCUGGGUCCUAGACUUGAGGAAAAGGUGUUCGGACGAAAUGGUGCUAUAUUGAUGGCGAAGAUCAAUGUCGACCAGGCUGGUGAACUUGCGAUGGACUAUGGUAUAACUGCAGUACCCACUGUGAUGUCAUUCAAGAAUGGAGAACGCGUAGGGAUGUUCACUGGAGUUAUAGAUGACGAGCAAAUUGACAAUUUUAUUGAUGAUGCUAUAAACCAGUAG
Messenger RNA from Haemonchus placei, 333 nucleotides. NCBI's taxonomy places the organism in Eukaryota, Metazoa, Nematoda, Chromadorea, Rhabditida, Trichostrongylidae. The record is from the annotation of a GenBank genome assembly.